GACCGAGAUGUUCGCAGGACGAUACUAAUAUAGUAUCGUCGCUUAUGUUUUCGCUGUGACUUUUCUAGUAGUAUUUGUGCGAAAAUAACAGCUCAUUAACAGCGAAUAAUGACAGACGGUACGGGUAAUGAUGAUACGACUGCUUUCAAUACGAUAUCGGAUUCAUCCAAGGUGGAAACGAGCACAGCCGGUCCCCUUAUCCUAUAUUCAACGGCGCAAGCAUGGGCAGCGCAGUUUCACCGCAGUCUUACACGUACCAGAAUAUCGGAGUCCUCGGACGAAGAAGACUAUUCCCAAUAUCAGUUCGAAGAUGACCUCGAGUACCUGAGGUCAUUGGAUCCGAAGGAGUGGAAAGAUCAAGAUCAUUAUGCUGUCUUAGGCUUGAAAAAGCUCAGACACAAAGCGACCGAAGAUGUUAUAAAAAGGGCUUAUAAGCAGAAAAUCCUCAAACAUCAUCCUGAUAAGCGGAAGGCGAUGGGCGAGGAAAUCCGGCCAGACGACGAUUAUUUCACCUGCAUUACACGAGCCUGGGAAACAUUGGGUAGCACUAUGAAGAGACGGAGUUACGACAGCGUUGACCCUUAUUUUAACGACGAUUUACCGGACGAGAAAGACUGCAAAAACAAUUUUUACAUAAUAAUGGGCAAGGCGUUUAAAGAGAACGCCAGGUGGUCCGUGAAAAAGCCUGUACCGCGCUUGGGUGGCCCGGAUACGCCUCGAGACAAAGUAGAAAAGUUUUACUCGUUUUGGUACGACUUUGACUCGUGGCGCGAAUACUCUUACCUGGACGAGGAAGACAAAGAAAGCGGUCAAGAUCGAGAUAUGCGUAAGUGGAUCGAGAAGAAGAACAAGGCUACGCGAGCAAAACGGAAGAAAGAGGAAAUGACGCGUAUUCGCAGCCUCGUCGACAUGGCUUACAAUAUAGACCCUAGAAUAAAGAAGUUCCAACAGGAGGAGAAGGACAAGAAAACGGCGGCGAAAAAGGCAAAGCAAGAAGCGGCGAAGGCGAGACAGCAGGAGGAGGAGAGGGUGGCGAGAGACGCGGCUGAGAAAGAAAGGGUGGAAAAGGAGAAGCGAGAUAUCGAGGAAAAAGCGAAAUUGGAUGCGCUCAAGCAAGAAAGAGAGGUGCAGAAGAAAGCACUUCGCAAGGAGAGAAAAGCUUUGAGGGAUCUCUGUAAAGCUAACAACUACUUCGCGGAGAAUUCGGCGGAGAGUAUCAGGCACAUGGAGAGCGUGGAGAAGAUUUGCGAGCUGUUCAAACUCGUUCAACUGGAGGACGCUAUGAAAAAGAUACAAGCAGAUGGCAGAGUGGCGUUCCUCACCAUUGUGGAGGAAACUGAGAAGAAGAUCGAGGCCGAGCGUAGAAUCGGUGUUAUAUCCAACGACACGCGAAACACGCCGGAGAAACAAGCCAAGACUCACGUGGCUCCGUGGAACGAAAACGACAUACAACUUUUGAUAAAAGCCGUGAACUUGUUUCCGGCGGGAACGAAUCAACGCUGGGAGGUGGUGGCUAAUUUCAUUAAUCAACACAGCAGCUCUUCCGCCGGCGUGACACGCGACGCGAAGGAAGUACUCGCGAAGGCUAAAGAUCUGCAGUCAACGGACUUCAGCAAGUCUAGUCUGAAAGAGCAGGCGAACAAGAAAGCCUUCGACAAUUUCAUCGCGGAGAAAAAGGCCAAGGAGUCUGUCGAGGAUCGGAUGCCGGCUGUCACGGAACGUUUGGAUCAUCCUAUACCGAACGGUAUCGCUACCGAGCAAAAGGACGCGAAAAAGGAACCCCAGCCAUGGACACCAGCCGAGCAGAAACUAUUGGAGCAAGCUUUGAAAACUUAUCCCACGACCGUGCCCGAUAGAUGGGACCAAAUCGCAGCGUGCAUACCGACUAGGACGAAAAAGGAAUGUAUGAGAAGGUAUAAGGAGCUGGUGGAACUGGUCAAGGCGAAAAAGGCGGCGCAAGUGAUGAAAUAAUAUUAGUCGAUCUUUAAAAUGAAAAAUUUUUUUUCUAACUUAUUCUAACUCGAUAUUCAGGCGACCUCGCGAAUCAUUUCGGGUAGGAAAAUGUUCAUUGAGUUUGGAAAACGGAUGAAUUUCAGCUUUCACCGGAAUGCCAGCUAUUGUAUAUACCUGUGCCUUGCUUUAGUUUGUAUGUGCACAGUUUGUAACAAGCUAGGAAUCUUUUGCUAUUUACACGCGUCGAAACAAUCGCUGCACCCAACCGACUAUACAUUCGUGGCAAACCGUUAACCGCAUGGAAAAGUCAUUUCCCCGAGGAUUGAGUUAACGUUCUUGGAAAUACAUUUUCUUUCCUCUUCUUUUUCGUUUUCCUUCGUGCAUCGUUCCUUUCGCGACCGGAGCGAUCGGGAUUUCUUGUAAGUAAUGUAAUAUACGACGGUAUAUCAGAGCGAACGCAGUCGAGGACGAAAACGUACGCAUCCUACUUUAUAAAUAAAGACGAAUGAUAUUUCGAAAACCGCGAUGUUACUCGACCUCCAUUCUCGACAUAAAACCAGCAGCGUGAGAUGUUUGAAAUCCUUAUAUUUUAAUUUGACACAUUUUUUGACAACAUUAACAACAACAACUUUUUUCUGUUAGUUUUCGUUUUUCUUUUCUAGUCAGCAAAUACCGUGCCCAUGCAGUUCCUUUCGUCGUCUCCGCCAAUCUCGUUCGCAUACUCUUGGAACCGCAUGCACAUUCAUGUAUAUAACAUUUGAAUGCUCUCUCUCUCUCUCUCUCUCUCUUUCUCUCUGUGUUAAACAUUUCGUUUUACCAAACUUGCGUUUUACGUUUUCGGUUUUAAAACGGACGUGAAAAUUGGUUCGUCGAAGAAAAAAAUAUGACAGAUUAUUCGUGCAUUUGGUUCAUCGAUCGAUCGAUAGGUUUCAAUUUUUAUUUACUCUCGUUCGAGUAGAAUCUCGAAUGAUUUUUUCCUCAUUUUUCCAAAACUGUUGAGCACCGUUGUAAGCAGCAUGCAUUUACGGUUUCUAUUUCCGUGUAUGAAAAUUGCUCGUACGCAACAUCCACCUAUCGAUCGGUCGGCCUUCAAAAUCGCAAAUAACAGAAAGCAGAAAAGAUAAUUAUAAUCUCCGUAGAGCGUGAGCCUAGCGGCUAUGAGUCAAUUUCGGAAUCUCCGACUCGUGGUCGUGUUUUUUCCGCAAUUCCAUCGUAAGAAACAUAAACACCAAGUCUUCCGUGUUUCGCGAUCGUUCGUUUCACCCAUUCGUACAAACAAAUAAAUUCUAUUGUUUUACUUCUUGCGAACGUAACGUUUCCUUUCUCAUGAUAACGAGGUUAUUCGCGAACAAGUAUAGUACAACCAGGAAGGAAAUAAUUCCACGCAAAUAAAGCAAUCAGAGAUACGUAUGAAAACUUGUAUUCCGAGUUCGAGGAAAAUUCUUUCAUUAACACGUUAACACUAGAUUUACGAAACCUGUUAAUUCGACGAGUUUCAGGUUUUGUACAUAAAAUUAGAGAACUCAUGAAUAUGUGUUAGCAUUUUAUGUUGAAUUUGAUCGAUGUAACGAAUGAACAUAUAUCCUAACUGUAAUUGUCAACAUAUUGGGUUUGAAUAAAAAGAUGUUUAAUCAGUGUACGUAAAUCUAGUGUAAAUCCACUUAGGCGGUGAUAGAAGUCUAGUAGAAUACCCUACUUUUGUUUAAAACGUCUCAAUAAAGUCCAUUAAAAAGGUGUAAACAUA
Molecule: messenger RNA, 3697 nt
Organism: Colletes gigas
Lineage: Eukaryota; Metazoa; Arthropoda; Insecta; Hymenoptera; Colletidae
Product: dnaJ homolog subfamily C member 2
Exons: 5
Coding region: 109-1971 (620 amino acids)
Biological process (GO): regulation of translational fidelity; 'de novo' cotranslational protein folding
Cellular component (GO): cytosol
Molecular function (GO): Hsp70 protein binding; ribosome binding
Source: RefSeq, a predicted model, not a curated record